AUGGAUCAAGUCAAUGAACUCGAAGUAUUACAUUGUAACUUAGAUAAGUCAAAGAACAGUCAACAUGAAUUUAUUCUCUCUUUUAUGGCCGGCCAAUUCCAGAUAGCUUUGGUGUCAGAACCUUAUGUUGGAUCUGGAAAUAUUGUUAAAUCCAUCCCUGGUAUCAACAUAUUUCAGUUUUCCAAUGGUAACAGGGUUAAGGCGUGCAUAAUGACAAAAUCUAGUUGUGGUUCCGUACUGGGUCUAUCCCAAUUUUCGUCAGCUAACCUUAGCGCGGUUCAAUUAAAUAUUGGGGGCUGUAAACUAUACAUAGCAUCUGUUUAUAUCGAACCUAAUAGUGACGAUCACAAUACAUUGCAACGGUUAGACAACUUUUUGAAAAUGACCAGUAACUGCCAUCAGCUUGUUGGAGGCGAUUUUAACGGUUGGCACCCUAUCUGGGGUAGCGAACGGGCAAACUCGCGGGGAAAUGAAGUUGUUGACAUCGUUUAUGGCAACGACAUGUUUUUGUGUAAUAGAGGUCAUACCCCUACUUUCGAGACAGUAUCUUAUGGGCGAGUGCGCAGCUCUUAUAUUGAUCUUACACUUGCUUCUAGCUCUAUAUAUGACCGGAUUACAGACUGGAAAGUGGAUCCUUCAAUCUGUUUGUCUUCUGAACACAGGGCGGUGAUGUUCUCUGUCACUACUCAUGGUAAAAGGAGAAAAACCAACAAAACAACCAGUACGUUCAGAUACAAUACGAAUAAUAUAAAAUGGGAAGAACUAAGGGCUUCCUUUGAAGCCAAAAUUAAGGAACAUGUACCACAAAAUGUUAUGGUUGAACAGAUGCAGCCAAAUGAACUUGAAAAUUACAUGAUCACAGUUACAUCGGCAAUUCAAAAAACAUGUGAUGAGCUACUCCCAAGGUCAACUGGUCGAAAAUACCGUUGCCCUUGGUGGACAGAUGAACUUGAAUGUCUCAAAAAACAAGUUAUACGUAACCAUCAUAACAUACAAAAACUGCGCCGACAAAAUAAACCACUUGAAGAUGCCCUAUUGGAAAAAGAACGCUUAAAAACUGCUAACUCAAAAACCUUCCGUGAAACUUCCACGCGAAACUUCAGAGACUUUUGUGAAAGGCAAGGGAAGGAGGAUGUAUGGUCCGUUACAAACAGAAUUAUUAAAUCGAGCCCACCUGCGCUACCACCAGCAACCCUAAAGAAAAGCGAUGGUUCUUACACCACCACCAGUCUGGAAACUGCCCAAGCUCUUCUUGAUAAAUUUUUCCCCGAUGAUGACCUAAAUGAUACAACAAAACAAGAAAAUGCCCGAAACCUAGCAACUAUCUCACCAAAUACUCCAGAUGAACCCCCUUUUACCUACGAAGAAAUUCUCAGUAGCUUAAAUAGUAUGAACCCGAAAACAGCACCCGGCAUGGACCAUCUUACUUCUGAUAUUUGCUUAUUAUUUGUCAAAAGCUUCCCAGAUCUCACCACUUCAGUAAUUAACCGUUGUUUCAAACUCGGAUAUUUUCAGAAAUUUGGAAGAAAGCUUUCAUUAAAAUUCUCCCUAAGCCUCGCAAGAAUGACUACCUAA
Molecule: messenger RNA, 1575 nt
Organism: Parnassius mnemosyne (clouded apollo)
Lineage: Eukaryota; Metazoa; Arthropoda; Insecta; Lepidoptera; Papilionidae
Source: the annotation of a GenBank genome assembly